Molecule: messenger RNA, 759 nt
Organism: Saprolegnia parasitica CBS 223.65
Lineage: Eukaryota; Oomycota; Saprolegniomycetes; Saprolegniales; Saprolegniaceae
Source: the annotation of a RefSeq genome assembly
AUGAAAUUUUUAAACAUUAUUAACAACCAAAUAACUUUCUUAGAUGCUUCGUUACCUUGGCAAAUGGGUUUUCAAGAUCCUGCUACUCCAGUAAUGGAAGGUAUUAUUAACUUUCAUCAUGAUUUAGUUUUUUUUUUAGUAUUAAUUGUAAUAUUUGUUAGUUGGAUUUUAGCUAGAUGUAUUUUUUUUUUUAAUGAAAAUACUAAUAAAAAAGCUGAAACUUUUGUACAUGGUACUGUUUUAGAAAUUGUAUGGACCAUUACUCCAGCUCUUAUUUUAAUUAUUAUAGCAAUACCUUCAUUUUCAUUAUUAUAUGCUAUGGAUGAAGUUAUUGAUCCUAUUUUAACUUUAAAAGUUAUAGGUAGUCAAUGGUAUUGGAGUUAUGAAUAUUCUGAUGCUAUGGAUGAUUCUAUUUUUUUUGAUAGUUAUAUGGUAUUAGAAGAAGAUUUAGACAAAGGUCAAUUCCGUCUUUUAGAAGUAGAUAAUCGUGUAGUAGUUCCUACUAAUACACAUAUUCGUGUAAUUAUUACAGCUACUGAUGUUUUACAUUCAUGGGCUGUACCUUCUUUAGGUGUAAAAUUAGAUGCUUGUCCAGGUAGAUUAAAUCAAACUUCAAUUUUUAUUAAAAGAGAAGGUGUUUUUUAUGGUCAAUGUAGUGAAAUUUGUGGUAUUAAUCACGGAUUUAUGCCUAUUGUAGUAGAAGCUGUAUCAUUAGACGAUUAUAUUAAUUGGUUCAAUAAAAAAAUUGAAUCUAAUUAA